Molecule: messenger RNA, 768 nt
Organism: Emiliania huxleyi CCMP1516
Lineage: Eukaryota; Haptophyta; Isochrysidales; Noelaerhabdaceae
Exons: 4
Coding region: 1-768 (255 amino acids)
Source: RefSeq, a predicted model, not a curated record
AUGGCAUCUCCCGAGUUCAGCACCGCCGAAUGGCGCACCCUCGACGACGUCCUCUCCCUCCUCCGCUCGCCGCAGCCAUGGUUCGCCUCCGUGCCGGCUGGUCGCCUCUGUGCCGCCUGUCCAAAGCGCUCUCCGCACCUCAGUCCGCCCGAUUUGCUGGCGGUGAGCGGCAACUGGUACGACGUGCUGCACAAGGCGCCCGUACUCGCCCGCCUGGCGGCGGCGGCUCCGUCGGCCGACCUCUUCCUGGCCGGCGGGCGGCGCGAGCGGCUCACCUCUGCCGAGGCCGCCGCCGAGGGUGGUGAGCCGCUGCUGCUCGGCCGCACGCUUGCUGUUCUCGGCGUGGCGCGGAGCCGGCUGGUCGUGUGGAGCGGGUCGCGCGUCACCAACCACAACCUGCGCGCGCUGCUGCACUACGCCAAGCAGAGGCGCGAGUUUGAGCCGGCGGCGCCGCCGCUGCGCGUGGCGCUGGUGGAGGAGGGCUUCCUGCGUCGCUCGCGCGGCUGCUGGCGGAGGACGACGCGGCGCAGCGCGCUCUCGGCGCUGGUGCUCGGCGAGCUCGACAGGCCAGCGGUGCGGCACGGCGCGCUGCUGCCGGCCGAGGCGCUCGACGCGCUGGGGGCGCCGCUGCGGCAGGCGACAAGGGCGCUGCGCGAGAGGCACGCGGCCUCACUCGGCGAGGGGAGGCGGAUCCUGGAGAGGGCGCCGCGGGGCGAGAUGCUCGCGCUGGCGACGCCACGAGGGGGAGAGCGCAGCCGAGACACAUGA